Molecule: messenger RNA, 3838 nt
Organism: Fusarium odoratissimum NRRL 54006
Lineage: Eukaryota; Fungi; Ascomycota; Sordariomycetes; Hypocreales; Nectriaceae
Exons: 2
Coding region: 1944-3491 (515 amino acids)
Biological process (GO): amino acid transmembrane transport
Cellular component (GO): vacuolar membrane
Molecular function (GO): amino acid transmembrane transporter activity
Source: RefSeq, a predicted model, not a curated record
AAAAAACAUACUGUGAUUGACUUGGUGUGGAAUAUCAACUCUUGAAUGCUUCUCUCUAUAUCUGAUAUUGACAAUGAUUGAUUGACGUUGAAUGCGAUGCUUCAUUAUUGGCUGGCGAGUCGAUCGCCCAGAGAUCGCCCAGCCCUUGGCACUAGCUUGGCGAUAACCUCGCUGGCUGUGGAUAUCAAUCAUCUCAGAAAACACCACAGACGCUCACAAAUUGUUUCGCGAAAUAAGCUUAAAAGCCCCACAUGCGCACAGGACAUUGCGCUCUCACGUUGUUGAGAAGAAUCCCCGAACUCCCCGAGGCUGGCAAAAUGAAGCAAAAACAGAGCAAUAGGCAAAUGGUGGAACGCUUUACGUGAGAGAAUGACAAGACGAUACGAUAUGGCAUCAAUUUCACGACCCGAAGCAAAGCCCGACGAGCCGCAAUUCAUUUCUCCUAGCCUAAAUGACGCCUUUUAGGGAUUCGAUGAUGCAACAGCAGGGUCUAAAGUAAAGGACCAAGACGGGAAUGGCACCACUCUUAUUUCCAUCGAGAGGGGGUAAACGCUCCGGACCCUCGGGACAUGGUUCGUUGGUUAAGGCAAACUUCAAGCCCGUUGCCAUUUUUGGUUUCCUUUGACACUAGCGAUUGCAUCAUUCCUGGAGACUCAGCCAUUCUUGAUCAUCUCCCCGUGAGCAACGGUGAUGGAUAAUAAGGCUCAACGGCUAUCGAAAGAUAGCACGAACGAAACAUUUAGGGACUUUUCAUCAAGGAAAGGGUUCACAAGCAUCACCCUCUGAUGAAUCGACAUCGAUGUGACGUUGGGCCUGCAUAAGCCUGCAGCGAAGAUCAGAACCUCAAUUGCUUCUUUUUGGUCUGGUUCAAGCACCCUUCUCUCUUGAGCUCAGAUCAAUGUUAUCACAGCUGACCACAAUCACAUCCGAUCAUCCACCUGGUCAACGCCUCAUCAAUAGUUGAUUAUUGCUCAGUAUCCGGCCGAAUUGCGUGCGAUCUAUCAGUACCAACUUGCAGUAACAGGCUUGCAAAGUCGGACUCGCCUCCAUGGCUCAUGUACGUAAAAGCUACGUUACGCAUGCACCACAGCUAAAGACCCCACGUAUUGGAAGACAGUGAUCCAGUCAGGAAUGUUGAAAUCACCUUGUUUUGAGCCCCUGCCAGGCAGCAGGGAAUACAUCUGGGAUCGACCUGACGGAGAUUCCGGUGGAUUUGCAGUUUGGAAGAUGAUGCGACCCAAAUGGGCCUUUACUGGCUGACGUGCAGCUUCAGUCUGGGUCGUCGGGGUUGUUAGAGGUCUGAUACGGAUGUUCGGCACAUGGCGUGGACCGGGUGGGGCACCGUUCGCCGCUCCGGAUAGAUUUGCGGCCUAUGGCUUCACUUCAUUUGUCUGCUCAUAUCUAAUGUUGGUAGGCAUUUGGCGACACUCCGGUGCGUGGAACAUAUGAUCCAUCGUGAGUGGUGUGCUGUGUUGCAGUUUGUCGUUAAUUGCUAUCCUAGCGUGAGCUUUGAUAGAUGAGAGGGCCAAAGAGGAUCGAUAUGGGCGACGUCCGAGAGGCUCGAUGAAGAGACUGACGACUAAAAGACCCCAUUUCUAGUUUAGUAGUGAGCUUCUACUCCGAGUAUGGAAGCAGGCUCUGAACCUUGUUUGUGUGACCAACAGCCAAGUUGGUAGGGAUCGUAGGAUCGCAACCUUGGUAUGGGAUUAUGCCUGGGAGUUGAGAUCUUCUCGCCCUCUUUAAAUGCAGCUCGUUUCCUAGCAUUUUCUUUCGCUCACACCUAGCACUCGCCGAGUUUGUGAUUUGUGCCUGGCCCACCUUUCUUCUUUUGUUCUUGUUGCGAUACCGUAACACCUUGAACCUGGUCAGCAUCGUGGUGUUUCAAUUCAACACAACACACCUACAGUCCUGACAAGCUCACACUCUCCUCUUACGCUGUCAUAAUGGCCGAAAAGACAUCUCUCGGUUCUGGAGGCGGAAGCCCUGACCCAGAACGUCGCCAAUCUCAACUCCAAACUCCUUCGUCACGAUGGGCGUCUCUGUUUGGUGGCGAGGGUGUCACUGCCGGACCUCGAAUCGCUCAAUUGCCCGAAUUUGUGAGGCGUGAUCUUUCAGACUCCGAGGAUUCAAGUUCUGCCAUUCUCAAUAAACAGCUGGCUGCCGAGCAGGGAGAACAAAUCCAGUACCGCACUUGUUCAUGGCAGAAGACUGCUGGUCUGCUUUUCAGCGAGUACAUUUGUCUUGCCAUUAUGAGUUUCCCUUGGUCGUACAGUGUUCUCGGAUUGGUGCCUGGUAUUAUCCUGACGAUUAUUGUUGCUCUCAUCGUUCUUUACACCAGUCUCGUUCUCUGGGAAUUCUGCCUCCGCCACCCAGAGAUGCGCGAUGUUUGCGAUAUUGGACAGAUGCUAUUUUGGGACAAGAAGUGGGCUUGGUGGGCAACUGCUGUGUGCUUCAUUCUCAACAACACCUUCAUUCAAGGUCUUCACGUUUUGGUUGGUGCCAAGUACCUCAACACCAUGACCGAAGCCGAUGAUGUUGGUAGCUGCCGGACCGUUAUGUUUUCGGUCAUUGUUGCUGUCAUCAGCUGGAUUUGCUCCCUGCCCAGGACGUUCGACAUGAUGGCCAAGCUCGGAACAGCAUCGGCUUUCUUCACAUUCAUUUCCGUUCUGCUUGCUGCCAUCUUUGCCGGUAUUCAGGAUCACCCAUUUGGAUACGAUCCUGCGAAGCUGGGCGAGCCUAUUGUUACAGCUAUCCCUGUUAAGGGCACGACCUUUGUCAACGGAAUGUCCGCUUUUCUCAACAUCAGCUACACCUUUAUCGGCCAGAUUACCCUGCCCAGCUUCAUUGCAGAGAUGCGAGAUCCCCGGGACUUCCCCAAGGCUCUGUGGGCGUGUACGAUUGCUGAGAUCAUCGUCUUCAGUCUCGUUGGAGCCAUCGUAUAUGCUUAUACCGGCAACCAGUAUGUCACCGCGCCGGCUUUUGGUUCGCUCGAGAAUGUGUACAAGAAGGCGGCCUUCUCGUUCAUGAUUCCUACCAUCAUCUUCCUUGGCACCCUCUAUGCCUCAGUAUCGGCUCGCUUCGUCUUUUUCCGACUCUUCCGAAACUCCAAGCACUUGAAUAGUCACACUCUUGUUGGUUGGGGAUCUUGGAGUGGAAUUCUUCUUGUGACCUGGAUCUUUGCUUUCAUCAUCGCCAUGGUCAUCCCUUUCUUUAACUCUCUGCUUUCCGUUAUGUCGUCUCUCUUCGAUAGUUGGUUUGGCUUCAUUUUCUGGGGAGUUGCCUAUUUCCGAAUGCGCAAAGCCGAUAAGGAGAUUGGUCGACGACAUGGCAAGAUCGCUGAUCUUACUGGAAACAUUGUUAACCUCAUCUUGAUUGCGAUUGGUAUCAUGUUCCUUACUGUUGGUACAUAUGCCAGUGUACAGGGCAUUAUCGACCAGUACGAGGCUGGUACCGUGGCUGGUGUAUUCUCUUGUGCGUCCAACGGUCUUUAAAAUGAAGAAGAGAGAAGGGAGAAGUUGUAGAGAAAUAAGUUAUGCAAUGAUACCCGAGCUGGAACAAUACACGCGGAGUUGGUUUUUCUUGAUCGAGACGAUCGUAUGCUGCUUUCAGCCACGAUCGGUCCCGUUACGGAGUACACGAAGUUGUAGAAUUGGAUCCAUCAUGAUGAAUCAUUGAAGUAGAAGUUGACGUGUUGUAGAUGUUGAAGUAGAGUUGAAGUGGAGGCUGAGGCUCUGCCGGAGCUGAACCUUAGCUUGACACCCACGCCAACCAGUUCUCGCCAAGAACGCCUAGAGCUUGUUGUCACAUGCUCUUUAUUCAUCUGAUGCAUUUCCUUUAA